UCUCCACUCUUUCUUUUUCUCAUCCAUAAACAAGAGAUGUCGACCAGCCCCUUCAUGAAGAAGAUGAAUGUGCCAACUUCACAAGAGGACGUCAAUGUAGCUGUCAUAGGAGCGGUUAUCGCUGUGGUUUUCAUCACUCUCCUUUCGGUCGUUGUGCUGAUUGUCAUUUACCUGUACAAGAACAAAGGCAGCUACCACACCUAUGAGCGGCCUGAAGCAGAUCCAGAGGGUUCUGUCCAGAUGGAAGACCUCCCUGGUAAAGGGGAAAAGGAAGAGUAUUUUAUAUAGAAGAUCCCAGGCCGCCAGCACAUUUUGGACAACCCAGUCUUAAGUAAACAACAACUUAAAGUAUGCUUGACACUUUUAAUCAAGAAAGUGAUGUUAUUUAUUUUAUUGUACAUCACAUCCUAUCCUGAGCUUAACUGGGCAGUGGAAUGGAAGUUAUAAAUUGUGAUGGCCUCUAUGGACUGUGGAGGAGUUGGCCUCUGGAAUAUUCAAAGAUUAGAUUAAAAUGCAAUACCACACAUGACAGUGAAUGGGAACAUGUGGGCUUCCAGUAUUGUUGGACUACUGCUCCCAUCAUCCCUCACCAUUUGGCUAUGCUGAAAAGGAUUGUUAUAAAUCAUAGUCCAACACAUAUGGAAGGCCACAUACUCCCUAUGUCUGAUCUACAGUCUUCCCCCCUUCAUCAGCCUGUUUAUUUGGGGUUAGAGUUGGCAAAUAAUCAGAAUACUGACCACUUCCUCCCUGUUCCUGCUGUAGGAUAACUGUAAUAGGGCUGUGAAAAUACAUAUCUAAAUGACAAUUUAUUUCCAACACCUGUAACAACAAAGUAAAACCUAUAUUUUCCCAGAAUGUAUGGCAUAUUAACAGCCUUCUCCAAAGCUUUAUGUUCGGCAGUAUUAAACAUUCACACAUGUACAUGAGACUUAAAUAUACUUUUAGUGUCAUUUGAACCUAUCUUGUUAGUGUGUUCCAUCUGUUGGAUUCUGUAAUCUCUGGACUGGAAUAAACACUGUUUCUUGUUUUA
Molecule: messenger RNA, 1030 nt
Organism: Sceloporus undulatus (fence lizard)
Lineage: Eukaryota; Metazoa; Chordata; Lepidosauria; Squamata; Phrynosomatidae
Gene: SMAGP
Product: small cell adhesion glycoprotein
Exons: 2
Coding region: 37-288 (83 amino acids)
Source: RefSeq, a predicted model, not a curated record